AUGCGCCGACCUCGCGUGGAGAUUGCUUCUGCCAUGGAACCACGUCACCCCGAGCUCGAGGAGUCCAGCACUGCCACCGUGGACGAGGUGCUAAAGCCGGUGGAGGCGCCAUCGGACGGUGAAGAAUGCCCCAUAUGCUUGGAUCAAGAGAGGGUAACGACCGCGUGGAAGGAGACAGUGUGUGGGCACAUCUUUCAUGAGCAAUGCGUGGAGAGGUGGCUCGAGACGAAGGGGAGUUGUCCCAUGUGUCGGCGUCAGCUUCAAGAACCAUGUGAUGCUGCAAAAUAUGGUAUUCGUCGUAGUCCCCUCAUCAUGAUGGCGGUGGAAGUAAUGGACAACUCCGACCUUCCAGAUCGAAGUAACUACUUUAGGCAAUAUAGGCAGGAGACGUUUGUAGGGUGA
Messenger RNA from Triticum turgidum subsp. durum (durum wheat), 402 nucleotides. Lineage: Eukaryota; Viridiplantae; Streptophyta; Magnoliopsida; Poales; Poaceae. The record is from the annotation of a GenBank genome assembly.